UGGAAAGAUACGGCUACUUGUUUGAAUUUAAUACUUGAUCAUUACCAUGAUGGUAUAUUAGAUAAAGGAUUUUAUACAGCUAUUGCUGGAAUACCAUUAUUUAAAACAUUAGUUGACGACUCGGAGGAUUUAAUGUCUCCAAAUUUUCAAACCUGGCAGAUUUUAAAUAAUGUUAGAAAACAAGGAUGCAACAUGAAUAUAAUAUUCAUUCUUAAUGCUGAUCAAACAAUGAGAUUACUAAAAUUUAGCGAUAAGCACAGAAUGUUGGAUUUUAGGACUAAAUUUAUGUUAUUACAUGAUCGUAGACUUUUCACAAAGCAACAUCAUGCUUUAUGGACGAAAAUUAUAAAUGUUGUGUUUAUUAGAAAAUAUCGUUUAAAAGAAAUGUAUGAAUUAUCCACUGUUCCUUAUCCUGCUCCAAUCAAAGGGACAUUGGUUACACUAAGACUAGAUAUAUGGAAUAAAAGAAAUUUUCAAAAAAAAACGGAUUUAUACAUAGACAAGGUUUCAGAUCUACAAGGAAAUUUACUUAAAGUAGUAACUUUUAAUUAUAUUCCAUCUGCAAUAAAAAAUCCAUUAAUGAAUGAAAAUGAUGAAAAUUCUGGUUAUAAGAAGGGUUUAGAAAUAGAGGUUCUUAGAACACUAGGAAGUGCAAUGAAUUUUAUUCCAGUUAUAUAUGAACCACUAAAUUGGCGUACAGAACAAUGGGGUAAAAAGCAAAUUAAUGGAACUAUAUCAGGAUUGCUAGGAGAAGUUUGGUCUGCUCGUGCUGAUUUAGCACUGGGCAAUUUACAUUACACACCAUAUCAUCUAAAUAUUUUAGAUUUAUCUAUACCUUACAAUACAGAAUGUCUAACAUUCUUAACAUUUGAAUCAAAAACAGAUAACUCAUGGAAAACUUUGAUUCUUCCUUUCAAAUUAAAUAUGUGGGUUGGCGUACUUAUUACACUUCUUGUUGGAGGCUUUUUAUUUUAUGCAUUUGCUACAGCUCAUAAACAUAUUGAAGAUAAUGAAAACUUAAUUAAAAUGAUACAAUGUGAUAUUCAGAAGACAAAAAUAUUAGAAAAUAAACCUGAACUAUUAACAGAAAAUAAAACAAUUAUAAAAAAUAUAGAUAUUAUAAAACAUACAGUUAAAUAUCCAAAAAUAAUCAAAGAACAAAAAUGUAUCAACGAACAAACAAAAAAUAAUCAAUUUAACAACACAGAUGUAACUGGAUUAUAUUUAUUUGAAAAUAUAGAGAAUAGUAUUUUGUAUACUUAUGGGAUGUUAGUAGCUGUAUCAUUGCCAAAAGUACCCAGUGGAUGGGCCAUAAGAAUUUUAACAGGGUGGUGGUGGAUUUACUGUUUAUUAGUUGUAGUUGCUUACAAAGCUAGUAUGACGGCAAUCCUAGCUAAUCCAGAUACCAGGGUUACAAUUGAUACAUUGGAUGCUCUUGCUGAGAGUAAUAUAAAUUGUGGAGGAUGGGGAGAACAAUCAAAAGAAUUUUUCAUGACGUCUCUAGAUAAAACUGGACAAAAAGUUGGUCAAAAGUUUCAAGAAGUUUAUGAAGUUGAUAAAGCUAUUGAUUUGGUAUCCAAAGGGCAAUUUGCUUACUAUGAUAAUAUACAUUUUUUAAGAUAUGUAAAAGUGAUGCAAAAUACCAAAACAUAUGAACAAAAUGUUCAAUUAAUAAAUGGUACACGCAAUGAUACGAGUAAUGGAGAUUUUACACUACAUAUAAUGUCAACAUGUAUAAUUAAUAUGCCAAUAUCAUUAGGAUUACAAAAGAAUUCUCCAUUAAAGCCAGCAGUUGACAGAUUCUUGAGAAGAGUUAUAGAAGCUGGAUUAGUAAAAAAAUGGUUAAAUGAUGUUAUGUCGGAUACAGUAAUACUCGAAGAACCACAGCAAAUCGAAGAAGUUAAAGCACUUAUGGAUCUUAAGAAACUUUAUGGGGCACUUGUUGUUUUGGUUGCAGGUUAUAUUUUAAGUAUAUUGGUUUUGUUAAUUGAAAUUGGUUAUUGGUAUGGAGUGGUAAAAAAAGAUCCACUUUAUGAUGAAUAUUCAUUAAACUGUUAUUAUUCACAGAAAUAA
Molecule: messenger RNA, 2073 nt
Organism: Aphis gossypii (cotton aphid)
Lineage: Eukaryota; Metazoa; Arthropoda; Insecta; Hemiptera; Aphididae
Gene: Ir68a
Exons: 7
Coding region: 133-2073 (646 amino acids)
Cellular component (GO): membrane
Molecular function (GO): ligand-gated monoatomic ion channel activity
Source: RefSeq, a predicted model, not a curated record